This is a messenger RNA of Melanotaenia boesemani (Boeseman's rainbowfish), 2490 nucleotides long. RefSeq names its product neuropilin (NRP) and tolloid (TLL)-like 2b (gene neto2b). The record is from RefSeq and is a predicted model, not a curated record. Bases 301 to 1956 code for a protein of 551 amino acids. The transcript has 12 exons. Lineage: Eukaryota; Metazoa; Chordata; Actinopteri; Atheriniformes; Melanotaeniidae. Gene Ontology annotation, molecular function: protein binding.
UCAUCCGUUCAUUUCAGAGGAUUCUCAGCUUUGUGGGAGCAGCAUGUUUCCCCUGGAAAACUGUUGUGUUUGCCAGGAUUGGUUAUGAAUCCAAAGUUGAUCUGUUCAUUUCUGCGCCAGAAAAUUCUCUCAUUUUGAGCAGUGGGAGCAGGAUGGAAAGGUGAAAGUUGGAUUGUGUGAAUCAGUCGUUUUUUAACACAAACCACUGACUCAAACGGCGAUGUGAGGGACAAGCAAGCGGGUGGUAUUUUAAAGCGAGUUUGCAAACAAAACUCAAGACAACGGAGUCCAGCUGAAAGGAUGCACACAGUUUGGAUAUUUCUCCUAUUUGUAGAGGAGGGAUUUUCUCUUGCACAAAAGAUUAAAGAUGGAGGUGCAGGAUCAAAAGUAGAUCAACCAUCUGAGCAACCACAGAAUUCUCGUCAUUGUGGAACCUGGGUUCGUAGAGUAGAUGGCGGCAGCUUCCAUUCCCCAAACUACCCAAAUACGUACCCUCCAAACAAGGAGUGUCUAUUCAUACUGGAAGCCCUCCCUCGCCAGAGGAUAGAGCUGCUGUUCAACAAAAUCUUCCACAUCGAAACCUCGUUUGAGUGUCGUUUUGACCACAUUGAGGUGCGGGAUGGUCCCUUCAGUUUCUCACCUCUCAUCAGUCGUUACUGUGGGGCAGACAGUCCUGGCCUCGUCCUCUCCAGCGGGCGUUUUAUGUGGAUCCGAUUCUACAGUGAUGAAGAGCUGGAGGGGAAAGGCUUCCAGGUCCAAUACAAAUUUACUGCAGACCCUGAAUUUCAUCUGCAUACAGGAGGACUUUUAAACCCCAUCCCAGACUGUCAGUUUGAACUGUCGGGGAACGAUGGCUUGAUUCGCUCCAGUCAGGUGGAGGAGGAGAACAAGGUGAAGCCAGAACAGGCAGUGGACUGCAUCUGGACUAUACGAGCCCCAGAAAAAAAAAGGAUUUACCUGAGAUUCUUGGAAUACCAGAUGGAAAACUCAAAUGAAUGCAAAAAGAACUUUGUGGCUGUUUAUGACGGCAGUAGUGCCAUUGAGGACUUAAAGGCCAAGUUUUGUAGUACGGUUGCUAAUGAUAUGAUGCUGGAUACCAGUUUCGGAGUUGUGAGGAUGUGGGCUGAUGAGACAAGCCGCCUCAGCCGUUUUCGGAUGCUGUUUACAAUUUUCACAGACCCUCCUUGUAUAGGCAGUGCAUUCUUUUGCCACAGUAAUAUGUGCAUCAACAAUUCUCUGGUGUGCAACGGCAUACAAAACUGUAUCUUCCCCUGGGACGAAAGCAACUGCAAAGAGAAAAAGACCAAAGAUGUUUUUCCCCAAAUCACAAAAACUCAGGGUACAAUUAUCUGUGUGUCCACGGGGGUGGUGCUGUUACUCCUCAUUUUCUCCAUUAUUGUGCAAGUCAAGCAACCACGUAAAAAGGUGGUUAUACGUAAGAACAAGCUGUUCCAGCGUGCUGACCUCCAGAAGGUGUUUGACCCCCCACACUACGAGCUCCUUGCCCUCAGAGACAAGGAGCUGACUGGGGAGCGCAGGGAGUUAUCAGAGGAGCUCCAUUCCCUACAUGCGCUGAGGAGAUUGUCAUCCGGCUCACGCUGCAUUCAUGAACACCACUGUGGCUCUCAGGCCUCUGUCAACUCCAUCCAAGCCAGUCAUAGUGCAUAUGUUUUGGGCAAGGGAUCCAUGGAGCUUCCUCCUCUUAGAGAAGACUGCCACACCACCAUACCUCCUUUCAGGGACUUGAACAGCAGUUUACGGAAGAAAAGCUGGCCUAGUAUGAAACAGAGUCAUCCUUGUAUGGGGGAUAGAGUACUGUGGCGGCAGGAUAGAGUUAUGGAGGAGAAUGAAGAGGAGGUGGAAGAUGGAAGGUAUGACCGGUAUGUGCGAAGAGCAGGGAGUCGAAGAGGCAAUUUUCAAAUUGCUCAACAAAGAUCUUUGUCCAUGGACUUUUAAAAAGAAACAGCAAAGCUGACAUAAAUCUGCAAAAAGUAGAUUUAAAAAAAAAAAGAAAGACAAGCAUAUUCAAUGUCAUUUGUCACUUUCUUUAUUUGCCUCCUUUUUAGUGAAGUUUAAAAUAACAGGACUUUGUCAAAAAUCAUGGCUACAUGAUCUCACAGGAUCUCAAGACAUUCAAGAACUGCCGGAUCCACCCAGACACUAAAACAGCCACAAGAGAGCUGCUGUCACAUUUACGACAACAGUGUAGAAGUAAAGACACGUGAUGGUGCUUUUGUUUUGUCCUUGUGUUGAUGUAAUUUGUCAAAUACAUUUUGCUAUAAAGCAAAUAGACUGUAUUGAGCUGUAUUUAAAUCAUUCUUUGGGCUCUAAGAAGUGAUUAAAAUAGUGUUAUCUCAAUGGAAAAUGAUCCAUUAAUAUUUAAAAUAAACAUCUAAAAUCCUCACUGCAUUAUGAGCCACUUUUGACUUCCGAGAAGGCAAGUGUUCUGAUCUGAAAACAGGUGUGUCUCACAGGUAUGCUGGCUGGAAU